AUGGAUAGGGACAGGGACCGAGACCGCAGGGACGAUAGAUACUCCAAUACCUACCGGCCGCGCUCUCCCGCCCCACGCGUAGACAGCUACAGAGCUCGUUCACCUGUGCGCGCCAGAGGCCUUGCCGGCGCCGACACCUACACGCCUGGCGGUCGGCCGCCGCGCCCACGAAGCCGUUCUCCGCCAUGUAGACGAAGGUCACGAAGCCCAAGGCGAGAUGACAGUUGGAGGGCUAGGGCUCGAUCACCGCCUCGUCGGGGAUACUCGCCGCGCCGCGAUGACUACAGAAGCGACCGAGGAAGGUCACCCCGACGUGAAGGAUACGAUUCGUAUGGACGGUCGCCUCGUGUGCGCGAGAGGUCUCCUCCGCCCAGGGAGAGGGAUCCCUCGCCCGCACCCAGCCGUAGCAUCCGGUCUCCCGUGCGGUCCGCUAGGUAUGAUGAGCCUCCGUCGCGACCCCGCAGCCCUUAUCGUCGAUAUUCCCCUGCUCGCGAUACCCGUGAUGUGAGGCGCCGCUCCCCUUCACCCCGUCGGGAACGACAAGAUCCAUAUACAGCAGACACUUGGCGUCGCAGGUCACCGUCCCCUGCAAAGGCAGCAUAUGCAUCCAACGACGUUUCCGGGAGGGAGUCGGCAACUACCUCACGUCGCUCAUCGCCACCUCCUGUACACCCCAGCAGAGCCGCUCUUGUUGAUGACCGGUCCUUGAGAGAGCCCGCUUCGGCAGUAAGGUCACCGUACCGCGAAAGAGACACCCGAGAUCGCGAACGAGACUAUGACAGAGAAAGAGAUUAUGCUGCGGAUCGCGAACGAGAGCGCGACCGGUCGCCUCCUCGGCACCGCGAUGCGCCGCCUACGGGACCUCGUGGCGAUAGAGAUUUCGCUCCCCCUUCUGGUCCAUCUGGUGGUUACCGCAACGGCGACAGUAAUAUUGGGCGCCCUCCGCCAACUGGACCCUCUGGUCGCGGCUAUCCUUCCCCUGCCAUGUCACCGCCGGGCGGCCCAUCACGCACGACACCGCAACCGCCUGGCUACCCACGAAGCAGCCACCCCAAUCUCGUUUCGCGUCCAGGAGGCCGGGGACGUGGUGGUUUUGGAUACGAUGCCCCCCGCGACUUCUCCGGACCGCCUCCCAGGCGCGGAUCGGGAUAUUGGGGACCCCCUCGUGGUGGCUAUGGCGGACCACCGCCCGGAGGCCGUGGAGCUGGACCUGCACCAUUCGCCCCUCCCUUCCGUGGCUCCAGCAAUAGCACGUCGACUACCUAUCCCCGUACGCAGCGUUUCCGCGACCAUCUAGCGGAUCUGCCCAAGGAAGUUCCUGGUGGUCAGAAGCUGCCCGAGCUCUAUGAUAAGAGUAAGAUUUUGAAGCUAGAGGAGGAGAUGCGCAUCCUGCGGGAGAAGAUUGAAGCAAAGGAGGCGGCGAAGCGGCAAAGCUUGAAGGAGUGGGAUGCUGGGGAGAGGGAGAGGGAGACGGCGGCCGUGAAGGUGGAGUUGGCGGAGAAGCAUUUGGCGAGUUUGAAUGGGGAGGCGGAAGCGGGUGGGCCGGCGUAUUAG
This is a messenger RNA of Westerdykella ornata, 1554 nucleotides long. RefSeq lists its product as uncharacterized. The coding region runs from base 1 to 1554 and encodes 517 amino acids. The record is from RefSeq and is a predicted model, not a curated record. Lineage: Eukaryota; Fungi; Ascomycota; Dothideomycetes; Pleosporales; Sporormiaceae. The transcript has 3 exons.